UCAGCGCGCUCAGGGCGACUGCUGAGCCGGACGGCCGCCGGGCUUGCGGCGAUCCCCGUCAGGUGCCCCACUAGCUCCAAUGAGCCCAGGUCUUGCGGGGCGCAAGCAGCAGGCGGUUCGGGGAAACUUGGGAUUGAGGAUCUGCAGCAGGGGCGUGGAUUUGGCGUCUGCACUGGGCCAGGAGGAUGGAAAUCCUCUAUGAAUGUGGAAGCCAUUAGCAGAGUAAUUGCUGUCUGUUGCCAUGACAACCAGCCGCUGCAGUCACCUGCCCGAAGUCUUGCCAGACUGCACCAGCUCAGCCGCGCCGGUGGUGAAGACUGUGGAGGAUUGUGGCAGCCUGGUGAAUGGGCAGCCACAGUAUGUCAUGCAAGUCUCAGCCAAGGACGGGCAGUUGCUGUCAACCGUAGUGCGGACUCUUGCCACCCAGAGCCCCUUCAAUGACCGGCCGAUGUGCAGGAUCUGCCAUGAGGGCAGCAGCCAAGAGGAUUUGCUCUCUCCAUGUGAAUGUACGGGGACCUUGGGGACAAUCCAUCGGAGCUGCCUGGAGCACUGGCUGUCAUCCUCCAAUACCAGCUACUGUGAGCUCUGCCACUUCAGGUUUGCAGUCGAGCGCAAGCCCAGGCCGUUGGUGGAGUGGCUCAGAAACCCUGGCCCCCAGCACGAGAAGCGGACUCUGUUUGGAGACAUGGUGUGCUUCUUGUUCAUAACGCCCCUGGCCACCAUCUCGGGCUGGCUGUGCCUGCGGGGCGCCGUGGACCACCUGCACUUUAGUAGCCGGCUGGAGGCCGUCGGACUGAUUGCACUCACUGUGGCACUCUUCACUAUUUACCUCUUCUGGACACUAGUGUCAUUUCGGUACCACUGUCGACUGUACAAUGAGUGGCGUCGGACCAAUCAGAGGGUGAUUCUCCUCAUUCCAAAGUCUGUCAACGUGCCCUCUCAUCAGCAGUCCUUGCUGGGGCUCCACUCAGCUAAGAGGAACUCAAAGGAGACCAUUGUUUGAUGGGCGUGGUCAGUCGGUAGACCCACUGUUUGGAAGUUUCUGCACUGGGGGCCCUGCGCUGAGCCACCACCCCGAAGCCCUUCCCUUAGCCUUGUGGGUCUAAGAACAUCUGGAGCCAUGUGACCACAUCGCCUGAGUAACGAACUCGGCCCAGAAGGAAGCAAAUGCCGUUUGACUUCAAAAUCAUGAAUGCUGCACUCAUAUGAUACUUGCUAAGCUGCCAAACACGUCUAUUUAGCAGAUACUGUAUGGGAUUCUCGGAACACCUCUUUACCAUACGAGGAAGGUUGUCCUGCUGCGGAUACAAUUCAAUUCUUCCUUUUUUAUUACUAUUUCAAAUAUAUAUAUAGAUAUAUAAAUAUAUAAUUUAGACGAUAAUCAAAGAAUUUAAAAGCCAAUGUACAAACUGGUUUCUUGGUUUGGAUGGGUUUUAUCUGGGCUGGUUUAUUCUUUUCCCGGUUUCUACUGUGGAUUCUUUGGUGGCUAACUUGAUAGCCAGCGUGGUCUCUCUCAUCUCUUUCAUGUCCCUUACUCAAGGCGACAGUGUAAUUACUGCAGAACAAGUCACAUCUGAAGGGUGUUUUGUACUAAACCUCAUUUAGUUAUUCAGUUUUUAAAGGGAAAAGCAGGCGUGGCAACUCACCACGCCAUGAGCUGUUCAUUUAAAUAUUACUAAGGAGGAAAAUGAAGGCAAGAAGCUCGCGCCUUUCCACUUGUUUGGUACUGACAGCUGACAGAAGCUAUUUUCUAAUAAUAAAUAUCUGGUGUGUGAA
Microtus ochrogaster (prairie vole) is the source of this 1776-nucleotide messenger RNA. RefSeq names its product membrane associated ring-CH-type finger 3 (gene Marchf3). The record is from RefSeq and is a predicted model, not a curated record. Gene Ontology annotation, molecular function: ubiquitin-protein transferase activity; zinc ion binding. Lineage: Eukaryota; Metazoa; Chordata; Mammalia; Rodentia; Cricetidae. Gene Ontology annotation, biological process: protein ubiquitination.